UAGCUCACUUCAAUUUGGCGCUGGACACCGAGCAAAUAGCACACAAAAUCAAAUUCAAAGCGCACGUAAUAUCUAAUUGGGUGUCAAGUUUAAGUAACGAUGAGGAAAAUGAAACUACAAUUUUUAGUGGCAUUAAUGCAGUUUAUAAUGCUUUUUGGGAGACUAGAAGCCAAUUGCCCAGUUUAUUUAACCAUUUCCUUGAGCGGAAAAUCCUUGCAUGAAUCCUUUCUGGAAAUCAAUUGGGGACCCGAUUGCUUCGGCCCUCCGGACUGGGUUGGUAUUUACGGCCAAGAUCCGACCAUUUCCAAUUUCCAGCCAGAACUGCGCAUCGGUGGCAUUGCCAAUCGUACUGGAAAAAUGAUUACGCCCAUUAAGCUGGGAAAGCUUAAUUUUCCGGGAGGCUGGAACCGACAGGAUAGCAACCAGGAUCAACCUGCCACUCGGUAUCCGAAGGGGAAGUGCCUGCCACACUACGUGGCCAGUUACAACGGCACCGAGCUGCUCACGGUGGACUGCCUGAAGAUUCAGCCAAAUUGGAUGGGUCAGAUCAAGGAUAUUGGACUGAUGCCCUUGAAGAACAUCUUCUUUCCCGGGACACAUGCCUCGGGAGCCGUGAUAGGAGUCGGUUCCAAGACCAAGUCGGCACUGGUGAAGGAUUAUCUUUUGGCCCAACAAUUGGAUGUUUGGUCGCAAUUGGUUUUUGGCAUUCGCUAUUUGGAUAUAAGUGUGGGCUACAAGUAUAUGGACAGCAACAAUGAUGCCGACAACUUCUGGAUAGCCAAUGAGAACAUGUUCAUCACUCCUCUGGUGGGGGUUUUGCGGGAUGUGAGGGAUUUUGUGAAGCGAUCUGGAGAGCUGGUGGUGCUCGAUUUUAGCAGUUUCCCCAUUGGCUUCUACAAGCACCCGGAAGUCUACAGUUCCUUGUAUCACCUUCUCCGCCGGGAGCUGGGCGAGGUGGCCUACAAUCCCAGUGCCACCAUGGAGGUGCAAUGUGCCCAUCGGUAUGUGGAGGAACUACUUCAGGCGGGAAUGCGUGUGGUGAUUCUGUUUCCCAAACAGGAACUUCCACAUCCUGAAAAUGAAUCCAAUGUGUUGUGUGUUCCUUGGCAACGAUUCAGCACCAGUUACAUGAACAUCUCCCAGACCCUGGACUAUAUGCGUCUCUUAUUUAGCAAGAAGAAGGAUUCUCCUGUCCAGGAAAAUGGUUGGAUAUUCACGGCAGUUCGUGGACUAGAGCAGACGCUUAAUUCACACAAGAUGCUAACGGCCAAGGAGCGGGCAGAGGUCCUCAAUCCCAAGGUGAAUCGAUGGCUCAAAGGACCCUGGGGCAAAAACGCCAAUGUGGUGUCUAUGGACUUCUUCAGCAAUACGAAUAUAGUGGAUUUGGCCAUUCAAGUAACGACUCACAAGGCCUUUGUUAUGGCUAACGUAGAUUUUAUUAAUCUCGAAAUUUUUAGUUGAAUUUUUAAUAUUUUCUAAUCAUGUAUUUUGCAUAUUUUGUUCAGUGUAUUGAAAAGAGUUGGCAGCUCUAUGUUUAGUUUAAACACAAACCAUCUAAUAAGAAAGCAAUUAGUCUGGAUCCAAACCAAAGCACAGCUUUAGCAAAGAAACCAACCCAAAAAUAGACCGUUAAGUAAAAUAAACUAAAUUGUGUUUUAAGAGAUUUUUUAAUAAAUAAAUUAGAAUUUGUAA
Molecule: messenger RNA, 1692 nt
Organism: Drosophila ananassae
Lineage: Eukaryota; Metazoa; Arthropoda; Insecta; Diptera; Drosophilidae
Exons: 4
Coding region: 100-1461 (453 amino acids)
Biological process (GO): lipid metabolic process
Molecular function (GO): phosphoric diester hydrolase activity
Source: RefSeq, a predicted model, not a curated record